Messenger RNA from Populus trichocarpa (black cottonwood), 1956 nucleotides. RefSeq names its product pheophorbide a oxygenase, chloroplastic. The transcript has 7 exons. The coding region runs from base 220 to 1830 and encodes 536 amino acids. Lineage: Eukaryota; Viridiplantae; Streptophyta; Magnoliopsida; Malpighiales; Salicaceae. The record is from RefSeq and is a predicted model, not a curated record. Gene Ontology annotation, cellular component: chloroplast thylakoid. Gene Ontology annotation, molecular function: chlorophyllide a oxygenase activity; 2 iron, 2 sulfur cluster binding; pheophorbide a oxygenase activity.
AAGAGAGAGAAAAACUCUGCAAAGCUACCGAUCACUUUCAGAUUUGAAGUCCAGAAACCGGUAGAGAAGACCCCUUUGAGUCCACAUUAACAAACUUGUACGCAAACACUUCUUGUAUUCUCAUAAUUUAUCUUGUCUAGAAACACAAGAGAGGCUCAAGCUGAAUAAAGAAGGCUCUGAACUGUAUGUAAUAAACUAAAGAGAUAAAUAUCAUUAAAAAUGGCUCUACUUCUAUCUACCGCUUGCAUCUCCAAAUCUUUAACACAAACUAAUCCCAAAGCCUCCCCUUUUUCACUCACCAAAGCCUUUAACACAAAACAACCAAUUACAAGAGUUCGAAAGAUCUCUCCUUUACAUGUAGCAGCACCUCCCUCACAGUCAGCACCAUCUGUGCGAAAAGAAGAAGAAGAAGAAGAAGAGUAUGGGGUUGAUGAUGAGAGUGGAGAGGAGGUUAUUGAUUCUAAAUUCACUUGGAGAGACCAUUGGUACCCUGUUUCUUUACUUGAGGAUUUGGACCCUCUCUUGCCAACCCCAUUUCAGCUUCUGGGUCGUGACUUGGUUCUCUGGUUUGAUAAGGCUAAUCAGGAAUGGGUUGCUUUUGAUGAUAAAUGUCCUCACAGACUUGCCCCUUUAUCUGAAGGAAGGAUCGAUGAAAAUGGGCACCUGCAAUGUUCAUACCAUGGAUGGUCAUUUGAUGGUUGUGGGUCUUGCACACGAAUCCCUCAGGCUUUACCUGAAGGCCCUGAAGCUCGUGCAGUCAAGUCUCCAAGAGCUUGUGCUACCAGAUUUCCUACAAUGGUGUCCCAAGGUCUGCUCUUUGUUUGGCCAGAUGAGAAUGGUUGGGAAAGAGCUCAAGCCACCAAGCCUCCCAUGUUACCUGAUGACUUCAAUAAACCUGAGUUCUCAACGGUGACAAUUCAGCGUGAUUUGUUCUACGGUUAUGAUACCCUCAUGGAGAAUGUUUCUGAUCCUUCACACAUUGACUUUGCGCACCACAAGGUUACAGGAAGGAGAGAUAGAGCCAAGCCUUUGGAAUUUAAGUUGGAGUCUAGUGGCCCCUGGGGCUUUGCUGGAGCCAAUGAUGGGAACCCAAGGAUCACUGCUGAGUUUGUUGCACCUUGUUACUAUGUGAAUAAAGUGGAGAUAGACACAAAACUUCCCAUCGUUGGUGAUCAGAAAUGGAUAAUAUGGAUUUGUUCCUUCAAUGUGCCAAUGGCACCUGGGAAGACCCGUUCAAUUGUUUGCAGUGCUCGAAACUUCUUCCAGUUCACAAUGCCAGGGCCUGCAUGGUGGCAGGUGUUUCCAAGAUGGCAUGAGCAUUGGACUUCAAAUAAGGUAUAUGAUGGAGACAUGAUCGUCCUUCAGGGUCAAGAGAAGACAUUUCUUUCACAAUCCAUGGGAGGUUCUGCUGAUAUUAAUAAGCAGUACACAAAACUCACAUUCACACCCACUCAAGCAGAUCGGUUCGUUUUGGAAUUUCGUGGUUGGCUGAGGCGACAUGGCAACAGCAAACCUGAGUGGUUUGGGCUCACUGACAAACAACUUUUGCCAUCAGCAGUUUUAUCAAAACGUGAGAUGUUGGAUAGAUUUGAACAACACACAAAAAAGUGCUCAUCGUGUAAAAAGGCUUAUACAUCAUUCCAGACACUGCAAAAGUUUUUAAUAGGUGCAACCAUUGCUUUCUGUGCAACGGUUGGAAUUCCUUCGGAUGUUCAACUUCGAGUUGUUUUGGCUGCCCUUGCACUUGCCAGUGCCGGCUCGGCUUACGCUUUGAAUCAACUUGAAAAGAAUUUUGUGUUUGUUGAUUAUGUACAUGCUGAGAUUGAUUAGAGAGAAGAUAGUUUCUGUGACUUGGUACAUGCUGAAAUAUAGGUUUUGUAAAGUUUUGAUGGGUUGCAACUAUUUUUACUGCAAUGGAGGAAUUAUAUAUAAAGCUGUGUAGAAACUUUGCACACA